AACGUGAAAAGGGGACAGCCAAAGAACCGCAACUCUCUUUAUUUCAAAAUUUGAAAAUUGGCGCUCUUUGCAACACCCAUUUGACAUUUCCGAUCUCCUUCGAUCCCCAAGAGGAAACCUAUCUCCCAAAUUGUCAAUUUUCUCUUUCAGUUACAAUGGGUGGUGCUCACAGUCGCGAGGAACUGAUUUCAGACUCAGACGAAGAGGAGUAUGAAGAAGAAAACGAAGAGGAAGAAGAAAAUUUUCAAGAUUCUAAAGAUGAGACUCCUGAAAGAUCUUCCUCAGGUCGAAGACGACCCAAGACGCCUUCGUCUCUCGACGAAGUAGAGGCGAAGCUCAAAGCCCUGAAACUCAAGUACCCAUCGGCCAACACCCAAAACCCAUCUCUCAAUAACGCCGUUAAGCUCUACCUUCACAUCGGCGGUAACACCCCUAAAGCCAAAUGGGUGACUUCCGAGAAGCUCACAUCUUACUCUUUCAUCAAGACGUCGAAAAUCAACGGUCAGGAUGACGAGGAAGAUGGUGAGGAGAGCGAAAACGAGGAGGCAAAUGGGGAAGCUUGGUGGGUUUUGAAGGUUGGUAACAAAAUUAGAGUGAAAGUGGGGGUGGAAAUGCAGCUGAAAACUUUUGGAGAUCAACGUAGGGUUGAUUUCGUGUCGAAGGGAGUUUGGGCAAUGAAAUUUUUUAGUGAUGAAGUAUAUAGGAGCUUUGUUAGCAAGUUUAAUGAUUGUUUGUUUGAGAAUACUUAUAGGAUCGAGUCCAAUGAUGCUAAUAAAGUUAAGGUUUAUGGAAAAGAUUUCAUUGGCUGGGCCAAGCCUGUAGCAGCUGAUGAUUCAAUUUGGGAAGAUGCUGAGGAUUCUCCAUUGAAAAGUCCUCAAUCUGCAACCCCAUUGAGGGCGAAUCAGGAUCUGAGAGAGGAGUUUGAGGAGGCGGCAAAUGGAGGAAUACAAAGUUUGGCCUUGGGGGCUCUGGAUAACAGUUUCUUGGUGGGUGAUUCGGGUAUUCAAGUUGUUAAGAAUUUUGCUUAUGGGGUUCAUGGUAAAGGUAUUUAUGUGAAUUUUGAUCACGGGAGUCAGAGGAGUGGUUCGAGUUUGGUGCAUUCGACACCAAAGAAGGCACUUCUUAUGAGGGCUGAGACAAAUAUGCUGCUUAUGAGUCCUAUGACUGAGGGGAAGCCUCAUACAAAUGGGCUGCAUCAGCUUGAUAUUGAGACUGGGAAAAUUGUUAGUGAGUGGAAGUUUGGGAAAGAUGGGACUGAUAUUACAAUGAGAGAUAUUACAAAUGACAGCAAGGGAGCGCAGUUGGAUCCAUCAGGAUCAACAUUUUUAGGAUUGGAUGAUAAUAGGCUUUGCAGGUGGGAUAUGCGAGACCGUAAUGGCGUGGUUCAGAAUCUUGCUACUAGCACCCCUGUUCUGAAUUGGACACAAGGGCAUCAGUUUUCAAGAGGGACUAACUUCCAGUGCUUUGCAACCACUGGUGAUGGCUCUAUUGUUGUUGGGUCUCUUGAUGGGAAGAUUCGGUUGUAUUCUAUCAACUCUAUGAGACAGGCAAAAACUGCUUUUCCAGGCCUUGGGUCGCCUGUCACUCAUGUUGAUGUUACCUUUGAUGGGAAGUGGAUAUUGGGUACAACUGAUACCUAUUUGAUCCUUAUCUGCACCCUUUUCACUGACAAAGAUGGCAAGACAAAGACGGGUUUUGAUGGCCGUAUGGGAAACAAGAUUGCAGCUCCGAGGUUGUUAAAGCUCACUCCCCUGGAUUCACAUUUAGCUGGGGUUAACAACAAGUUCCGUAAUGCUCAAUUUUCAUGGGUCACAGAGAAUGGGAAGCAGGAGCGCCAUCUGGUUGCAACAGUAGGCAAGUUUAGCGUCAUAUGGAACUUUCAACAGGUGAAGAAUGGGUCUCAUGAAUGCUACCAUAAUCAGGAGGGUUUGAAGAGCUGCUACUGUUACAAGAUAGUCCUUAAGGAUGACUCCAUUGUCGAUAGCCGUUUUAUGCACGACAAGUUUGCAGUUACUGAUUCUCCUGAAGCCCCAUUGGUUAUUGCUACCCCCAUGAAAGUCAGCUCAUUCAGCAUAUCCAGCAGGCGAUGAUACGCUUGGAUACCUCUCUUCUUUUAUUUGGUCACUCUCCAAAUGCUAUCGAAGAUGUCACCACUGCAUUUUAGGGCUUCUCAAUUGUAUCUUUUAUUAGAUUAGGUGUGUUGUCAAGUUUUAUCUGGCCAGACUGUUAUUGUUAUGACCUCCCUAUCUGCUUGGAGUUUCUAGUGUGAUUCUUAGUAUUAUCACUCAAUUACUGUUGUUUUUAGUUCUACACGAAGCAAUCACUGCUUCCUAGGUCAGAAAAGUGAAUGGCAAGACUUUGUUAUGUCGAACUUUUAUGUAUCAUCGUCUUCUUCUUCCA
This is a messenger RNA of Theobroma umbraticum, 2400 nucleotides long. RefSeq names its product Vacuolar import/degradation, Vid27-related protein. NCBI's taxonomy places the organism in Eukaryota, Viridiplantae, Streptophyta, Magnoliopsida, Malvales, Malvaceae. Gene Ontology annotation, molecular function: protein binding. The record is from RefSeq and is a predicted model, not a curated record. Gene Ontology annotation, cellular component: nucleus; cytoplasm.